This is a messenger RNA of Amblyraja radiata (thorny skate), 2882 nucleotides long. RefSeq lists its product as uncharacterized. Lineage: Eukaryota; Metazoa; Chordata; Chondrichthyes; Rajiformes; Rajidae. The record is from RefSeq and is a predicted model, not a curated record. Gene Ontology annotation, molecular function: protein binding. The transcript is spliced from 17 exons. Bases 196 to 2517 code for a protein of 773 amino acids.
CGAGGAGAGAGGCCCGGCACUUCGCUGCUCUUCAGCUAGGACGGGGUUGAGUGGUUCCCAUGUCACGCUGCAGGCCGACUGCUGGGCAGGAGAGCACCGAGGUGAUACAACUACUGGACACAAAGCUAGGGGGAGCUUACACAAAUAUCCCAUUCUUCAUCCCAUCCCGCGGGUCCCUCCAUAAUCUGACUCACCAUGGCCAUGCAGAAACACCUGACUAUCUCAGAUUGCCACAGCCGCUCGGUGAGCGCCCUGGGUUACCACUCUGCACGCAGGGAGUUUCUGACCGGCUUUGAGGAUGGUGUCAUUAAAUGGUGGGAUUUGGAGACUGGACAACUAACCUUUUGCGUCUUUGAACACAUUGGUAUGAUCACGCAGUUACUGUAUUGGGUUGAACCCAAACUUCUUUUCUCAUCAUCCAAUGAUGGAACUAUCGUUGUCUGGACUAUUGGGGCCACUGUGUUUGACAGGAUCAUGUUAAACGCUUCGGUAUUUUGCAUGGCGAUCAAUCAUCGGAGGCAUCAACUCAUUUGUGGAUUCAAAAACCAGCUGAGAGUCUUUCCUUUGGAUGAAAAGAAAGACUCUGGUCAUGUCCUGGAUCUGGAGAAGAGUUUCACUAACCGCAGACACAGGGACAUUGUGUCAGCUGUGGUCUGCCUUGAUACCCGGAUAUAUUCUGUUGGUUAUGACAAGAAAUUCAUCAUCUACAACACCAGUUCCUAUCCGAACAGCAGAAGCCUGCAGGUGGUCCACUGCAAUCCCAGAGCUCAUGAUGCUGGAAUCACAAAUCUGAUGGUCGUUCGGGAAAUAGAGAGCACAAGGCUGGUGACGGGCUCCUUCGAUAAAAGUGUGAAAGUCUGGUCACAGGAUGGCCAGCUGAUCCUCAAGCUCCCUUACUUUACCGGCUUUAUAAGUAGCCUUUGCUUUGUGCCUUGCGUGAAUUCGGUCUGGAUCUGCAGUGGCGUCCAGUCCCCUUCCAUCUUUGACCCAAGCUCCGGAGAGAUCAUUUCAGAGUCCAUCGAAACUUUCCAAAGUCAUGAGAAUGGACAACCACUGCAUCAACUGGUUUGCGCACCAGAAUCCAACCACGUAAUAGGUUUCAGCAGGCAACGCAGAGACCUGACGGUGUGGAAGUACAAUAAGAUGGGCUCGGUCACAAUGCUGCGAAGCAAACAACCAGUGGAGUGCCUGAGUUACAACAACAACAGCAGUGUCGUUGGCAAAUCUGUAGAUGGCAAUGGAGCGUGGAUGGCAAUGGGUAUAAAGGGGGUAGAGCAGGGGGCUUAUCACACGUCCCUGAGAUGCAUUCCUGAGGUGGAGAUGUUGAUUCCAAUCCACACUGACCUGAGUCGUGAAUUGUUCAAUAAGUUUGAAACACAGUCCAUUGGAAAGGGGAGAUACAGCAGCGCCAGAGUGGCCAGUCGCCGCAAAGCCCUGUCCGUUCGUAGUCGUGCUGGCGGGCCUGCGAGCAGGGUGAAGGAAUCACCUGGAGCCAAGAGACCACGUAAACCCAACGUACCAUGCAGCUUUACCAGGUCGUUAUUUGUGGAAGAGCUGGAUAUGCUGAUCCUUGCUGCUGAUGAUGGCAAUAUCUACCUUUGGGGCUUUGAUGACUCCAUGUCCAGCAUUCUCAAGAUGAUGCCUUCAAGAACAAGUCGAGAACAGAAUAACACAAGGAAUUUUGAAUGCUUGUCCAAGCCAAGCAUUGACAGACAAUACAGUACGUUUGAGGAGGAGAACGGGAGUUCGGUCACUAACCGUGUUUCAGGGUUUGUGUGUAAGAAGGUUUUGUCUCAUCAUAUUCAGCCUGUGGGAGGAGUUGCUGUGGUUGGGAGAGAUCGAGGAUACGACACUGACUACCUGAUUUCUGGUGGCUGGGACAGGCAGUUAUGUGUGUGGGAUCUACAAGUGGGUGAUCUGUAUAACGCGUUCUCCAAUACUGCGCCAGGUGAGAGUGGAGAUGUACAGGAGCUGGCCUGUGAUGGCGCCAUUUUAGAUCUUGCCUACAGCCCAAAGCGGAAUGAGUUUGCCUACUCUUCGAGUGAUGGGAUGGUCUACAUUCGCCAGUUCAGCCCCAUCACAAGUGAAAUGAAGCUCGUGAGCGUUCUGCAGGGUCACGAGGCUGACAUCACUGCCAUCUUGUGGCAUUCCCUCUUAAAUAAGUGGAUCAGUGGCUCAGAGGAUGGGACAAUCCGGAUCUGGAGUGAAGAUGGAUCGCAAUGUGAUCAAAUACUGGUCACACAUGAACCGGUUAAUUGUCUUUGCAUCGACCAGGACAAUGGCUGCAUUAUCGCUGGGAUUCAGGAAAGCAUGAGUGUUUAUGACCCUGAAACAUUUAUGCAAGUGCAGAGAAAUAUUGGACACACUGAUUCAAUCCGUUCCAUCAUCCACAUUCCUGAGAGAAGCCAGUAUGUUACUGCUUCCUGGGAUUGCACGGUGCGUGUCUGGAAUGCUUACAUCAAAUUACUUCCAAAGAACAAAGAAACAAGGAAAAGUACAAAAAGUGCGACAAGCUGAGAGGAAAUCUCACCAGGGCUGCAAUUUCCUUGGUGAUUAUUUCACUUUGAAAUUGGUUUAACUUGUUACAAAUUCAUUGAGAUGUGAAACUGUUUACCAUCAGUUUAAAUAUUCAGCUACAGCAUUGCCAUGAUUACUGGAACAGAAUGUGACUGGACAUUCUCUGACGAAAGGUACACCUCCUGAUUCCCCAAAUCUUCUGUGUCUGCUAUUAAAUGGAAGUUAGAUGUCUGAAGGAAUGGUCCACACUUGCCUAGAUGGUUCAGUUGGGACAAUGUCCAACACUGGCAUAGUGGUGUGGAGCUACUGCCUCAUAGUGCCAGACACCCGGGUUUGAUCUUGACUACGGGUGCUUGUCUGUACGU